Molecule: messenger RNA, 2430 nt
Organism: Penicillium cataractarum
Lineage: Eukaryota; Fungi; Ascomycota; Eurotiomycetes; Eurotiales; Aspergillaceae
Product: leucine-rich repeat domain-containing protein
Exons: 2
Coding region: 1-2430 (809 amino acids)
Cellular component (GO): cytoplasm
Molecular function (GO): protein kinase binding
Source: RefSeq, a predicted model, not a curated record
AUGGAGAAGCUAAACACUGAAGAUGGACAACUCUUCAUUAAGAACCUUGCCAACUUCGUCCGCACCCACGAAAAGGCGCUUGCAAACGCUUUGCAGCUCCGCCGCGAAUCCAAGAAUGUCGUAACCCCACAAUCGCCGACCAGCUCCUCGAGCGCCGGCACCUCCUUUUCCUCCACCUCCCUGACCCUGGCGGCGGCGUUCUCCUUUGGCGCAUUGAAAUUCACAUCGCAGAACAUCAAGCCCGCCAAACUCACCCUGACCCCUCACCACCUCUUCUACCUCCUGUCGCGCUUCGAGGAUCUGUCUAUUGCGGUUGGCCCCAUGAAUGUCCGCCUCGAGAAUAUUCACACCGAAGUCUCCGGGUCGUAUGUCUCCUUCUUGAACAAACCCCAGCGGUCCAAGGGCGAUGGAGCGUCGAUCCACUCCGUUUCUAGCGUUCGUAGCGUCAUGUCCGGUAUGAGUGGCCUCUGGUCCUCCUGGGGCCUCGGAUCCAAGGACUCGAUUUCCAAGUCUGACAAGGCCAAGGUUGCCCUGGAAGCGGACCUCAAGUACCUGUACUCGGCCUUCACCAAGAUUCCUUGUUUGCGAUUGGCCCCGGACCAUCGCGCACGCCUGAUUCGCGGUUAUGAAGAGUUUCCAUUCGACACGGCUGUGCCGCUCCAUUCCUUCAAAAAUCUGAGUGCUUUAGAAAUCAUUGACAUAGAUUACCGCUCCUUCUAUGGUUGGGACCGUCUGUCCGAGCAGCUGCGCACCUUGACCGUCAAGCGGGCUCAUCUGGAUGACCCGGCUGAUCUGUUGACGAGGAUCGUGCUGGAUGACAUUGACAAGCGCCGUCGUCGCUCGGCCAAGUCUCAACAGUCGCCGCCGCUUGGUUGGACCAGCAGCACGGGCACCCAGCCAGUUCAUACCCCCGACCAUGGCUCCAUAUCGGCACCUGGCUCUCCCAUUGCUGAUACUGCACUCGCAAGCAGCACUAGUCCCAAGUCCGUCCCCAUGAUGCGAGCCGGCUCCGAGGGGACGAAGAUUCGCACACGAGCUGAGAGCAUCUCGCCUACUCGGCCGUCUACCAAGCACAGUCACCGUCACAGUCGGGGCCAAUCUGCGCGGAUUCGUCGUACGGGCUCGGGCAGCUCAAACUCAAGCGAUACAUCCGGUGGCUAUCGGACUGGCAGCUCGGCGACUCUUCUUCCUGGCGUUCUCCCUCCUUCGAAGUGGCGGUUCUUGCGACACCUGGGGCUUCCGGAGAACUCGUUGACCUCCAUCUCGGCCGCCAGCCUCGCUCCCGUGGCCAACACACUCAACUCACUCGACCUGUCGUCAAACCUCUUGACUGAGAUUCCCGACAGCUUGGCAUCGCUCAUGUCUCUUCGUGCGCUCAACUUGUCCCACUGCAUGAUUGAAUCGUUGCACUCUCUCACUCGCAACCCGCUCCCCGCCAUCACAGCUCUGAACCUUCGUGGCAACCGACUUCGCUCACUGGCUGGUAUUGAACGCCUCCUUUCCCUGGAGCGCCUGGACCUCCGCGACAACAACCUCAUGGACCCGACGGAAAUGGCACGACUCACCAGUCUCCCUGAGAUACGGGAGAUUUGGGUGUCCGGAAACCCGUUCGUAAAGACUCACUCCGGCUACCGUGUCAUCAUCAUGAACCUCUUCCGUCGGACUCCUGGCUACGCCGAGGACAUCAUUAUUGAUGGUCGUGGACCCGGUUACACCGAGCGUAAGCAGCUGGUGGACCGCGUUGCGGAGCCCGAGGCUGCUCCAGUGGUUCGCUCGAGUGCAGCAGACCAGUCUGUCGUAGUGCACAAGCCUACCAGUGCCGUCCUAGCCCAAGAACCUCCCCCACCUGUGCCACCAAAGGAUGAUAUGGAUUCUCAUCCCAAGGAUGCACAGCAACAGGAGAACGAAGGCGGGACGCACCGUCGUAAGAAGAUCCAGCGGCGACGCAUUGUCGACCUUUCUACCGACAAUCCGUUCACCUCAGAUGGCCUAGGAGCUCCUGGUCCCACCAUGCCAGCAGUUCUCCCGAUCCAGCAGUUGCACAGCCCGACCGGCACAUCUAUCGUGCUCCCGUAUGAACAUCAAUUACGGCUCGACAGCGGCACUCCAUCUGGGUCUUCCAGUAUCCAGAGCCCGGUCAAGCACAUCAACUCUCCUAGUCCCCAGGCUCCGGUGGUACAACCAACCCCGCACAAAGACUGGGCCUUGGAUGAGGAGCUGUGCCGGCAACAGUUGGAGGCCUUGCGACAGGAAGUCGGACAUAGUUGGAUCAGCGUCCUGGGAGACCAUCCCUGGGACAAUGCACAGAAAGGCUUUGCUGCGCAUCACCUGGCAGGGGCUGGGCUGGACCAUGCAGCCCUUCCGACAGCACCUCUUGUCCGUGCAAAUAGCCAUGCUAUCCUGAGUGGAGGUCACGCAUUGGGUGGUUGA